Penicilliopsis zonata CBS 506.65 is the source of this 3451-nucleotide messenger RNA. RefSeq lists its product as hypothetical. Gene Ontology annotation, biological process: DNA topological change; chromosome segregation; DNA replication. The transcript is spliced from 6 exons. Gene Ontology annotation, cellular component: nucleolus; chromosome. Bases 453 to 3122 code for a protein of 889 amino acids. NCBI's taxonomy places the organism in Eukaryota, Fungi, Ascomycota, Eurotiomycetes, Eurotiales, Aspergillaceae. The record is from RefSeq and is a predicted model, not a curated record. Gene Ontology annotation, molecular function: DNA topoisomerase type I (single strand cut, ATP-independent) activity; DNA binding.
GUAAUCACCCACUGCGUAGUUACACCACGUGACAACAACUUGGCGCUGUCGCCAAGAGCAACUCCAGCCGAGGGCCGCCGUGGACGCCUGAGGCCUCAACUUUUGCACGGGCUACUUUUCCCUUCGCCCUCAUCGCUUCCUGCGGCCUCUCUUUCGCCCAUUCCAGCCGCUUCCGCGCGUUUUGCUCGAGGGUUCCUUUGCGGCCAUUUCCCCUUUGCUCUUAUCUACAUUCAUCUCGUUUCUUACAUCGAAGGGCUGGCUUGGUGAACGCUAGCCUUGCCUUGCUCUUAGUCCUGCCAUUGGCUGGGAUUACCUUCACUUUGUUCUUCUCUUCGUCACGAGUCCUUCUGCGCGCCUCCUCGAGACCGCUUCCCAGGGUGCUCGCGUCGUGCUCCUUUGAAUUUCCGGUUUCUCCUCUGUUCCGGCGCAUUGCGAUUGAUACCCGCGCAAAGAUGAGUUCUUCCGACGAUGACGCUCCUCUCAUUCGGGCAAAUGGCCGUUCUAGUGCUGUGUCAUCCACGAGAAAAAAGGCCUCUCAUACUACGAACGGCGACGUUGACCCGGGAGUUUCCAUCCGGUUUGGACCCGUACAGAGUGAAGAUGUGAAGAUGGAGGAUGCAGAUGGUGAAUUGCAUGGUGCUAGCAAGCGCAAGGCACGCAGCAGUAUUGGCCAGCGGAAGUCAUACGCAGAGCCAGAGAGUAGUGAGGAGGACGAUGAGCCUUUGAGUAAGCGUCGUCGCACCUCAGUGAAGCACGAAGACCCAGAGACGGAUGAUGAUGUGCCUUUGGCAGCGAACGGACGGAAGCUUCCCAAGGCUUCUGAAACUGCCAUCGGUGAUGAGUCUGAUUCCGACAUCCCUAUUGAGAGGAGACUUGCAUCCGAAAAAAAGAAGAUCGAGCAGCGAGCGGAGAAGGAAGCAAAGACCCUUCGUAAAGAGGAAGCGGCAUCUACCAAGAAGGCCACUGCAAAGAAGCCUGCCGCCAGCACGAAGAAACCCACCAAUGGUGUCAAGAAAGAGCCCUCCAACUCCACUGCGAAAAUGGUAGCGGGCAAGAAAGCCACAGCCAAGGUCAAAACAGAGCCGAAGUCCGAGUUGUCAACCCCCGUCAAGAAGGGUCAAGGGAAAAAUGCCCCAGUCAAGGAGGAGAGCGAAGAGGCUGAAGGCGAAGAGGAGGAAGAAUACAGGUGGUGGGACGACCCAACCAAGGGGGAUGGCACCAUCAAGUGGACAACUUUGGAACACAAUGGCGUUGUUUUCCCGCCGCCCUAUGAACCUUUGCCUAAGGAUGUGAAAAUGAAAUAUGACGGCGUGCCUGUCACUUUGCAGCCAGAGGCUGAGGAAGUUGCUGGAUUUUUCGGUGGUAUGCUCAACUCGACUCAGAAUGUGGAGAAUCCGGUUUUCCAAAAGAACUUCUUCAUGGAUUUCAAGGAAAUCAUCAAAAAGUCGGGAGGCGCAAAAGACUCCAAAGGAAAUAAGGUCGAUAUCAAAGAGUUUUCCAAGUGCGAUUUCCAGCCCAUCUUCGAAUACUUCGAUAUGCAGCGUCAGGAGAAGAGAAACCUCCCACCGGCAGAGAAGAAGCGACUGAAGGCCGAAAAGGAUCUUGUGGAAGCGCCCUACAUGUACUGUAUGUGGGAUGGCCGAAAGCAAAAGGUCGGCAACUUCCGUGUGGAACCUCCCCAGCUUUUCAGAGGGCGUGGCGAGCAUCCCAAGACUGGUCGAGUGAAAACUAGAGUGCAGCCUGAACAGGUCACCAUCAACAUUGGCAAAGGUGCGCCGGUGCCACCGCCUCCGGAGGGUCACCGCUGGAAGGAAGUGAAGCAUGACCAAGAGGGGACCUGGCUCGCGAUGUGGCAAGAGAAUAUCAACGGCAACUACAAGUAUGUCAUGCUCGCAGCCAAUUCCGAUGUCAAGGGACAAAGCGACUUCAAGAAGUUUGAAAAGGCUCGAGAGCUGAAGAAACACAUCGACCGUAUCCGCAAAGAUUACCAAAAGGCAUUGAAGCAUGAAUUGAUGGUGGAACGUCAGAAAGCGACAGCUGUCUAUCUCAUUGACCGGUUUGCUCUUCGUGCUGGCAACGAGAAGGGUGAAGAUGAAGCUGAGACAGUGGGCUGCUGUUCUUUGAAAUACGAGCACGUCACCCUGAAACCGCCGAAUACUGUGAUUUUCGACUUUUUGGGUAAAGACAGUAUUCGUUACUAUGAUGAGGUCGAGGUCGACACUCAGGUCUUCAAGAACCUGAAAAUCUUCAAAAAGGCCCCGAAGAAGGAAGGAGAUGAGAUCUUUGACCGCUUAACGACCUCUGCUCUCAACAAGCAUCUGUCAGCUUACAUGACAGGCCUUACUGCCAAGGUGUUCCGUACCUAUAACGCUUCAUAUACGAUGUCUACCCUUCUGAAAGAUAUGGAAGCGGCAGGAACCAUCGCCGAGAAGGUCAAGGCUUACAAUGACGCAAACCGCAAAGUGGCUAUCCUUUGCAAUCACAAGCGGACUGUCACCGCGUCUCAUGCAAAUCAAAUGGAAAAGAUGGGCGAACGGAUCAAAGGUUUGCGUUAUCAGAAAUGGAGACUAAAGCAAAUGAUGCUUGAUCUGGAUCCUACUCUGAAGAAGAAGAAAGGAUCCGCCUUCUUUGCGCUGGAUGAGGAUAUUGACCAGGAGUGGAUCAAAGAACAUCAAUCCUUCUUGGUGGAGGAACAACGACAGAAGAUCAAUAAGAAGUUCGAGAAGGAUAAUGAGAAGUUGGCUGCGGAGGGUGAGAAGGAGAUGAAGGCAAGCGAGCUUGAACAACGCCUCGAGGUGGUCAAGGAGAUGGAAGCGAAAUUCAAGAAGGAAAACAAAACGAACAAGGUCGUCGCCGAGGGCAAAGGGCCAACCGUUGACAAGUUGGAGGCGUCGAUCACAAAAUUGGAUCAACGCAUCGACAACAUGACGCUCCAGGCCCAAGACAAAGAAGACAACAAGGAGGUCGCCCUGGGAACCUCGAAGAUCAACUACAUCGAUCCUCGUCUGACCGUGGUCUUCUCCAAGAAGUUCAAUGUGCCCAUCGAAAAAUUCUUCUCCAAAGCUCUGCGGGAGAAGUUCGAGUGGGCUAUUAAGUCUGUCGAGGCAGACUGGGAAUUCUAGUCUCCUCAUACAACACAAUUGUCGAUCCACCUUCUUGGAUUUCCUCAAUAUAUUCACGCGCGAUUUGGUCAUGACGAAAUUCCCGUCCUAGUUCAAAUCAAAGUCAACGGCCUAACAGGUCAUACUUGUGCUAGGACGGCCUGUCCAAAAGAUCGGUACAAACUUCAAAGGUUCCUUGUUAACCUCUCUCCCCCCCCCCUUCAAGACGGGUUUGCGCUCGCAUUCUUCAUUACUAUGUUUUUUCUUGAGAUCUGUUGCUCUACUGCAUAAGGAAAGACACCCAGCAUCAGGAAGGAAAACUGACAGCAUGGGAAAGAUAUAGACCUAUC